Molecule: messenger RNA, 616 nt
Organism: Symsagittifera roscoffensis
Lineage: Eukaryota; Metazoa; Xenacoelomorpha; Acoela; Convolutidae
Exons: 2
Coding region: 150-455 (101 amino acids)
Source: RefSeq, a predicted model, not a curated record
AAUUAAUAACUUCAAUACUAUCUGAUAGUGGUUUGCAUUAUACUUACAUUACGACGCUUUUUGAAUUCAAAUUGGCAUAAAAACUGACAUUUGACUAGUCUUGAAAACAGUAGCAAAAAAAACCAGCCGACGCAAAAACGCAAACUAAAAUGUUCGCCAAAAUCGCCGUUUUGACAAUUGUGCUUUUUGCUGUCGUGUAUUCACAAGACAGUGACAAUGGACACGCGGAACAACUGAAGAUGUUCGACAGUUUUUUGACAGGUCUCGAUUUGGAGUUGGACAAAAAAGAAGAAGUUUUGGCUGGCCUUCUGAAGGAAAUUUCCAGCCUUGAAGAGGAGUACAGUUUGAGUGUGGAUGAGUUCGACCGUCUCGAAAAGCAGAAAAGCGAAUUGACCGAAGAAGUUGAAGAAUGCAAAGCAUACUUGGAAGACAUCGAAGCAAUUGAGAGGAAUUAAAAAGAAAAAAAAUCAACUGCUUAUAACUCUCGUAAUUUUGUAAUAUGUCAUCAUUAAAUGUACAAAACCUAACCAAAUAAUUUUAAUAAUUAAACUCAAAUUAAUAAGCGGGUCUAUAAAUUGUGAAAUUGAAUAAGUGAAAAUAAAUAACGGAUCAACCG